Melospiza georgiana is the source of this 1900-nucleotide messenger RNA. Its product is annotated as glycine receptor subunit alpha-4-like. The record is from RefSeq and is a predicted model, not a curated record. Gene Ontology annotation, molecular function: chloride channel activity; transmembrane signaling receptor activity; transmitter-gated monoatomic ion channel activity. Bases 35 to 1507 code for a protein of 490 amino acids. Gene Ontology annotation, biological process: regulation of membrane potential; nervous system process; chemical synaptic transmission. Gene Ontology annotation, cellular component: plasma membrane; neuron projection; synapse. Lineage: Eukaryota; Metazoa; Chordata; Aves; Passeriformes; Passerellidae. The transcript is spliced from 10 exons.
CGCCCGGGGCGGCGGGGCUGCGGGCUGCGGCGGGAUGGGCGCGCUCCGGGCCGGUGCCCUCGCCUUCCUCCUCCUCCUCCUCCUCGGCUGCCUCCUGCCCCGGCGCGGCCCGCUCAGGCUGGUUUCAGGGCGGGAGGAGAUUAAAGCUGGCUCCCGAGGCUCAGCCCAGCCCAUGUCACCCUCUGAUUUCCUGGACAAGCUCAUGGGACGAACCUCAGGGUACGACGCCCGCAUUCGACCCAACUUCAAAGGUCCGCCUGUCAACGUGACGUGCAACAUCUUCAUCAACAGCUUUGGCUCCGUCACUGAGACCACCAUGGACUACCGGGUGAACGUGUUCCUGCGGCAGCAGUGGAACGAUCCCCGCCUGGCCUACCGGGAGUACCCCGACGACUCCCUCGACCUCGACCCCUCCAUGCUCGACUCCAUCUGGAAGCCAGACUUGUUCUUUGCCAACGAGAAAGGGGCCAAUUUCCACGAGGUCACCACUGACAACAAGCUCCUGCGCAUCUUCAAGAAUGGCAACGUGCUCUACAGCAUUAGGCUGACCCUGAUCCUGUCCUGCCCCAUGGACCUCAAGAACUUCCCCAUGGACAUCCAGACAUGCACCAUGCAGCUGGAGAGUUUUGGCUACACUAUGAACGACCUCAUCUUCGAGUGGCUGGAGGAGCAGGAGGCCGUGCAGGUGGCAGAGGGCUUGACACUCCCACAGUUCAUCCUCAGGGAUGAGAAGGACCUGGGCUAUUGCACCAAGUACUACAACACAGGCAAGUUCACCUGCAUCGAGGUGAAGUUCCACCUGGAGAGGCAGAUGGGUUACUACCUGAUCCAGAUGUACAUCCCCAGCCUACUCAUCGUCAUCCUCUCCUGGGUCUCCUUCUGGAUCAACAUGGACGCGGCGCCAGCCCGGGUGGGCUUGGGCAUCACCACGGUGCUCACCAUGACCACGCAGAGCGCCGGCUCCCGCGCCUCCCUGCCCAAGGUGUCCUAUGUGAAGGCCAUUGACAUCUGGAUGGCCGUGUGCCUGCUCUUCGUCUUCGCCGCCCUGCUGGAGUACGCGGCCGUCAACUUUGUGUCGCGCCAGCACAAGGAGUUCAUGCGCCUGCGCCGCCGCCAGCGACGGCAGAGGAUGGGCCUGAGCAGCGGCACGGCCAGCCUGGAGUCCCUGCGGCAGCCGAGCAGCCGGCACAGCAGCGAGCACACCUACGCGACGCUCUGCAGCUCCCGGGAGGAAGAGCUGAGCCGCGAGAGCCGCUUCUACCUGCGGGGCUACGGGCUGGGCCCCUGCCUGCAGCCCAAGGAGGCGGCUGGGGAGGGCCCCGGAGCCUUCAGCCCCCCGGCCGUGCUGCGGGAAGGGGAGAGCCUCCGCAGGCGCUACCUGGACCGCGCCAAGCGCAUCGACACCGUCUCCAGAGCCGUCUUCCCCUUCACCUUCCUGCUCUUCAACAUCUUCUACUGGGUGGUUUACAAAGUGCUGCGCUCAGAGGACAUCCACAUGGUGCCCUGAGGCUGGAAAAGUAGGACUGACUGCCUCUUGGUGUCACCCCCACAGUGUGCUCAGGUGCCACAGGCUCAGCCAGAACUGCAUUUCCCUCUGUCCCGGAGCGGUGGCACAGCUGGGCUGGGCUUCAGAGCCUGGACGUGUGGCAGUCCCUGUGCCACACUGGAUUUUGUGGCACAAACUGGGGGGAUCAACAAUCACAGGUCCCCAUGGUCAGCUGGAGAGAGGAACCCCUCCUGCUUCCUGCAUGGUGUCACCCCCGGUACCCCGGCAUGCUGUACUGUCAGGGCAGGGAAACACCCCAGGAAUGCUGUGCUGUCAGGGCAGGGAAACACCCCAGGAAUGCUGUGCUGCCAGGGAACAGGGAAACACCCCAGGAAUGCUGUGCUGUCAGGGCAG